AUGUCUUCGAACGAGCUGAGCGUGAUGGACAUGGACUCCUGCAUCCGAACCUUCAAAGAGCACAUGCACCUGGAGCUGGAGCCGCCCAGGGUGCCCGGGGUGAUGGGGGGCAAGAGGGGGGCCACGUCUCCCAAACUGUCACCCCGGAGCUCACCCAGGCUCUUCCGCAAGCUCAUGGUGAACAAGAGCAUCAGGCAGCGGAGGAGGUUCACCGUGGCACAUACCUGGCCUUAUGUCGAAGAACAGUUAUGCAAUAGUCCUCUGUGUCGUCGUCAGAACGACAUGUCCUCUUAG
This is a messenger RNA of Knipowitschia caucasica, 294 nucleotides long. The record is from the annotation of a GenBank genome assembly. Lineage: Eukaryota; Metazoa; Chordata; Actinopteri; Gobiiformes; Gobiidae.